This is a messenger RNA of Formica exsecta, 2853 nucleotides long. RefSeq names its product hepatocyte growth factor-regulated tyrosine kinase substrate (gene Hrs). Gene Ontology annotation, molecular function: ubiquitin binding; phosphatidylinositol binding; metal ion binding. The record is from RefSeq and is a predicted model, not a curated record. Lineage: Eukaryota; Metazoa; Arthropoda; Insecta; Hymenoptera; Formicidae. The transcript has 11 exons. Bases 164 to 2638 code for a protein of 824 amino acids.
ACUCAUAUCGCGCAAAUAUCCGGGGAAGGAAGAGAUUAAAUGCGAAGUGAACAAUUGUCAAAAUCACACUGCAACCACUGCUAGCCGAUUGUAAUUAUUGCGUGACUAUACGCGAUAAAACAUCAAGAAAGGACAGAAACGUGAGUUUUAUCAAAAUAAUAAAAUGUUUCGCAGUUCAGCAAAUUUUGACAAAUUGUUAGAUAAGGCAACGAGCCAUCUGCAGUUAGAACCAGAUUGGCCUACAAUAUUGCAAAUUUGUGACCUUAUACGUCAAAGCGAUGUUCAGCCAAAAACUGCACUUGCUGCUAUAAAAAAGAAAAUAAUAAACCCUAAUCCACAUGUAGCGCUAUAUGCUUUAUUGGUACUGGAAUCUUGUGUAAAAAAUUGUGGAACACUGAUUCACGAUGAGAUAGCUACCAAACAAUAUAUGGAACAACUAAAAGAAUUAGUCAAGACUUCUCCGCAUGAAAAUGUUAGAUUGAAAACUUUAGAGUUAAUACAAGCUUGGGCCCAUGCAUUUCGUCAUAGUCCCAAGUAUAGAACAGUCCAGGAUACUGUAAAUAUAAUGAAAGCUGAAGGAUAUCAAUUUCCUGCUUUAAAAGAAAGUGACGCUAUGUUUAGAGCGGACACUGCACCUGCAUGGGCAGAUGGUGAAGUAUGUCAUCGGUGUCGCGUUACUUUCAGCAUGGUUCAACGAAAACAUCACUGUAGAGCAUGUGGUCAAGUCUUUUGUGGUCAAUGCUCCAGCAAAGUUUCUACUCUGCCAAAAUUUGGGAUUGAGAAAGAAGUACGAGUUUGCGAAGCUUGUUACGAACAAGUUAACAAACCAUCUGCAACACAAACUAAAGAUACAGAUCUUCCAGCAGAAUAUCUCAAGAGCACUUUGGCUCAGCAGCAACAAGUUCCAGUUAGGAAAACGGAAGAAGAAUUGCGGGAAGAAGAAGAAUUGAAUCUAGCAAUAGCUUUGAGUCAAAGUGAAGCUGAACAGAAAGAAAAAGAGAAGAAACGCGCUACAAGUGCUUUAAAAUCCAAUCCUACUCCUAUAUCUAGAACAACAUAUUCACCACCACUGUCGCCGGGUCCUAGUCCAUCACGGAUACAAGAUGACGACGAGAUUGAACCUGAGCUUGCUAAAUAUCUAAAUCGCAAAUAUUGGGAGCAAAGACAAACUGUAAACGAAGAACAUGGAUCAAGAGUAGAUGUGACUAGUCCAUCUGCGCCAAAUAUAAGCAGUCCAAUGCCUCAAAGAGUCGUACUUGUAAAACAGGAAAAUGGCGAGAUUGAUACUCAAAUGGAAGAAUUUGUAGGUGGUCUAAGAUCUCAGGUCGAAAUUUUCGUAAAUAGGAUGAAAAGUAAUUCCUCGAGGGGAAGAUCAAUCGCUAAUGAUAGUUCAGUUCAAACCUUAUUCAUGAAUAUAACAGCUAUGCAUUCCAGAUUACUAAGAUAUAUCCAAGAGCAGGAUGAUAAUAGAGUGUAUUAUGAAGGCUUGCAAGAUAAAUUAACUCAGAUGAAGGAUGCUAGAGCUGCUUUAGAUGCACUUAGAGAAGAACAUAAGGAAAAGUUACGGAGGAGAGCAGAGGAAGCUGAAAGACAGCGGCAAAUGCUAAUGGCGCAAAAACUGGCAAUCAUGCGAAAAAAGAAGCAAGAAUACUUACAGUAUCAACGCCAGUUAGCUUUACGAAAGAUUCAAGAACAAGAGAGAGAAAUGCAAAUGCGUCAAGAGCAACAAAAACAGCAAUAUAUAAUGGGAGGUUAUCAAGCAGUUUCAGAUUUUAUGGGACCUUCUCAAGGAUCACCUGUUCGUCAUGUCCAUUAUCCGACUCCUGGAGCUAAUUAUAAUCCUAUGUCACCUACGAAUCAAGGAGUUUAUAUGUAUGGGCAACCAUCCAUGAGUCAAUAUCCUAUACAGGGUUAUAACAUGCCGUCGAUGAAUACAUUGCCGGUGCAUAUGAUAACAUCGCUUCCUAAUCCGGAUCAACAAUCGUCAGACCCAUCCAUCCAAGGACAGGAGAAUAUAAGUUGUGUGUCUAUACCAGGCCCAGGAAUAAUGCCUUCCCAAAUGACGCCGUCUAUUCAACAGCUUCAGCCACCGAGCAAUCAUCAGAUAGGACCCCAACAAAGUCCUCCAGUACAUAUGCCACCAGGACAAUCUUCAGCAGGUAGACCACCUCAACAAGGUGUCUCAUCUCAAAUAUCACAGCAAGCAGCUCCCUCGACUCAAAUCGGAUUACCUUCGAUACCUCAAAGUCACAUGGGUCCUUCAUCAGGUCCAGUAGCUCCAGGGAGUCUCGUACCUACUGGAACUGUGGUCGGUCUGCCUCCGCAAAUAGGAUCGCAAUCAUCUACACUACCUGGUAAUCAAGGAUCCUCGAUGCCAGGGCAUGUCGUUUCCAAUGCUGCCAUUUCCUCUCAACCUUCGGGCAUUAUUCAAAUACCUGCCGGCAGCGGACCUGCAACUAAUCAGGCUUUACCUGGUCUUCAAGCAUCUAAUGUACCGACAAUGCAAAGAAUGGCUCAAAUUCCAGCAGCGCAGUCAAUGUUUCAAGCUGCUCCUCCAAUUCCAGCUACAGCCAGUGAAGCUUUGCAAGAUGUUGAAGAUACAAAACCUAAAACAGCAGAAUUGAUUUCUUUUGAUUGAACAUUAUGUAUAAUGCAUUUAAGGUAAUGAAAGAUAUUGUUUUACUCUUCUUUCUCUCUAAAUUAAAACAUUGACAUUGUAAAGUUAAAAUACAAUUGCUUAUUUUACUUAAUGAAAUUUUGCCUCUGGUAAUAAAACCAUACUUUUAUAGGCCUGUUGCUUAUUGAUAUAUAAUAAACUAUUUCUAAAAAAAAAAAAAAAAAAAUAGAAUAAAA